Messenger RNA from Penaeus monodon (black tiger shrimp), 3422 nucleotides. Its product is annotated as probable E3 ubiquitin-protein ligase HECTD2. Gene Ontology annotation, biological process: protein polyubiquitination. NCBI's taxonomy places the organism in Eukaryota, Metazoa, Arthropoda, Malacostraca, Decapoda, Penaeidae. Bases 694 to 3330 code for a protein of 878 amino acids. Gene Ontology annotation, molecular function: ubiquitin protein ligase activity. The record is from RefSeq and is a predicted model, not a curated record. The transcript has 18 exons.
UCUCACGACAAAGCAAAGACAAAGGAAGCUUGAUAUUAAUGUGCAAAACUUUGUGAAACUAUUUUGAUAUAAACAAUAAGUGAUUCAUAGCAUACGUCUCGCUGCGGAAAACUGUAAUAAAAAAAAAUUGGAACUUGAAAAGUAGAUAUAAAACAAAAAACAGGCAAUAGAUAAAUAUGUAGUAAUAGCAUAAAAGUGAAAAGAAAGAAAGAUCGAACGAAAGAAAAAAAAUCUUAGAAAUAACAAAUAGAAAAUCACUGUGAAGAAGAAGAAGAAAGAUAUCAACUUUCAACAUUCACAACAUUAGUGAAAGGCACCAUACACAUCCUACCAUACCAUGGAACACCAUACCACCAUGGCAGAAACCUUUCCCUGACACUCAUACACUAGAAAAUAAUAAUAAUAAUAUCUAAAUAAUAAAAGGAAUGUUCAUCACCCAUUUUUCGACACCACCAAACACACGUAACCAACCCAACCAAAAUUUCCCGCAAAGGGACAACCACUUAACCCAAAAAAGAAGGAAGUGAGAAAGACAUAACUAUUUUCAUAGCAAGAAAGAGAAAACAUACCAUCGAACGAAAGAGAAACAACCAUUAAUUAAGAAAGGCAACUCCCCCUCGAAAAAAAAAGUUCAAAAUUCGGAGCUUAGUGACGCCAAAGGCCAAAGAACUGUUUUGAGAUGAUGACGUCACCAUGGCUACCGAGUGGGAACAGAUGAGAGAACAACUGAUGACUCCCAACACGCAGCGAUUGCAGCGUCUAGCCGGGUUGAUGGACCUAAUGGAAUCCAUGUCCGAAUCCCUGCUCAACACUCAGUCUGGCUUUACCUGUCCUACGUGUAAAGUGACUUUGGAACCAGCUGCCGGCCGCCUCCGUCAGAUCUGCCCCUACUGCGGGAGUUUCUACAACAUGGGAGCCAACACAGAUGUCAGGCUACGCCGUGGCCGUGACAUACGGGUGGAAUUACCUCAUAUCGACGUGGAAAACCGCUCACGUUUCGGUGGUUUCGGAAACUUCAUGAUCAGCCGACUCAGUGGCCUCCACCUGCACGACAACAGCAACGGCAACAACAACAACAUCAACAGCAACAACCAGAACAACAACAACAACAACAACAACAACAACAGCGGCAGAGAGGACCUGACUUCCAGCCACUCCGUCAAUUCCGGGCUGCUGUCUGCCAUCAACGACUCGUCCGCGUUCAGGGUCGGGUCGGGGAGUUCCCUACCACCCAUACGAAGACAGGAGGUAGACAGCCGGAGGGGCAGCGUAUCCUCCAGGAAGGGCUCGGCUACCCUCAGAUCGGCCAGGAGUGAGGAGAGGCUGCCCCUUCGUCAGGAUUCGCCGAGUACCAGCCAGAGACCCGUGUAUCCUGCGCGAACGACAAGACGGGAGGAUUUCAUGCAAGAAGUGAAAAAAUCGAAGGAAACGAAAAAUUACACCGAAAUGAAGAAAUUCUACUUUGAGACUUUCGAAUCCUACGCCAGCAUAUGCGCCACGUUCAAGCGAGACCCAGACUUCGACGGCGCACGCGCUGACGACCCUGGCCUCAAGAUGGAACUGGUCUACACUGUUCAUGAUUCUGUGCAUGAGAUGCCUUCAGUAGUCCACAAACACUUCCUGAAGGCGGUCAUCAACGCCCUUCUGCAGGAGCGACCCCACCUCUUCAGCAAGGACAGGGUGAGGGCGCUCUUCAUACUCCUGCAGACGCCUGUGUUCCUGACGCAGUCCUCGUACACGGUCCUUGCUCACGUCCUCAGGAAUAUCACGUCGCUGUCCAAUGGCGACCACCAGCUCCUCGUCAACUGGUUCAGGACCCUGGAGGUGCCCCGACUCCGGAUGAUCGUGGGCUUCGUCAUCCAGUUCAUCACCGUCAGGCAGUUCCCUCCGCCUGACCGCUCGCUGCCGCCCCUGAGCAAAAGCAAGUGGUGGAUUCCGACCGCCACGAAGGUCCUGGCCAUCAUUUACGCCAGCAACACGUCCUCUCACCCUCCUCUCCUGCACUACACUGAGUUCUACAAUCACGCCCUGGACCAUCUCGACCUCAUGACGGAGUACAGGACGUGGCAGCUGCCGGAGAAACCUGAUUCCUUCUCGUACUGCCAGUACCCCUUCAUACUGUCCAUCGUGGCCAAGAGGCAUAUUCUGACCAAGGACGCGGAACAGCAGAUGAUCCUGACAGCACGCAGGUCACUGGUUGCAAAAGUGGCACGUCACCAGCCGCCUCAGAUUGACAUUUUUUUCCUCAACAUCAACGUCAGGAGGAACUGCCUGGUGGAGGACUCUCUGAAGGAGAUCGCAACCAAGAAGCGGGACUUGAAGAAAAAACUCAAGGUGACCUUCGAGGGCGAGCCUGGCCUUGACAUGGGCGGCCUGACCAAGGAGUGGUUCCUCCUUCUCAUCAAACAGAUCUUCAAGCCCGAGAACAAGAUGUUUGUGUACCACCCGUCAAAAAGGCUCUACUGGUUCUCAAUGGGCCAACAAGGGAGCCUAAGAGAGUACAACCUUAUCGGCGUGUUAAUGGGAUUGGCUGUGUACAACUCCAUUAUUCUUGACAUCCGCUUUCCCUCCAUUUGUUUCAGGAAGUUGCUGAGUCCUCCUGUGGUUCCAGCCUACGAACACAUGGCAGUGGGUAUUGCAAAGGAGCCGAGUUUGGACGACCUGAGUGAAAUCAUGCCGGAAGUCGCCCACGGCCUCCGAGAGCUCUUGCGAUACGAAGGAGACGUCGAGGAUGACAUGUGUCUCAGCUUUCAGGUUUCCCUCGAAGAAUAUGGCCAACCGAAGACUUUCAACCUCAAGGAAAACGGGGAGACGCUGCCGGUGACUAACGAAAACAGAGAAGAAUUCGUGACGCUUUAUCUGGAUUGGAUCCUCAACACGGCCAUCUACGAGCAGUUCAGAGCCUUUUAUUUGGGAUUCCAUACUGUCUGCGCCUCGAAUGCCUUGAUCAUGCUGCGCCCAGAGGAAGUCGAGAUGUUAGUCUGUGGAACGCAGACCAUUGACCUUAACGAGCUUAGAAAGGUCACAGAGUACGAUGGUUAUAGCCCUGAAUACCCUACGAUAAGGUGGUUCUGGGAAGUUAUCAACGAAAUGACCAUCGCGCAGCAGAAGAGGUUCCUCCUCUUCACCACCGGGAGUGACCGAAUUCCCGUAGGUGGCAUGGGAGAGAUGUCCUUCAAGGUAUCGUGCUGGCGAGGACACACGCACAUGCUCCCCCAGGCCCACACGUGCUUCAAUCAGCUGGUCCUUCCGCCGUACACUGACAAGGCUACACUGAGGAACAAGCUGUUCAUUGCCCUGGAUAAUGCUGAGGGGUUCGGGCUGGAGUGAAGGGGUGAGGGAAGAGGAGAAGGAGGAAGGAGAGAGGGGGAGGUGAAGGAGAAGAAGGAGAGGGAUGGAAGAGAAGGAGAGAGAGGGAGGUG